Messenger RNA from Drosophila elegans, 1703 nucleotides. It is a transcript of the gene Polr3C, whose product is annotated as DNA-directed RNA polymerase III subunit RPC3. Gene Ontology annotation, molecular function: single-stranded DNA binding. Gene Ontology annotation, biological process: DNA-templated transcription. Gene Ontology annotation, cellular component: RNA polymerase III complex. The transcript has 6 exons. The record is from RefSeq and is a predicted model, not a curated record. The coding region runs from base 117 to 1685 and encodes 522 amino acids. NCBI's taxonomy places the organism in Eukaryota, Metazoa, Arthropoda, Insecta, Diptera, Drosophilidae.
UGCAAGCAGCUGACUUCAACGCGGUUGUGUUUUGUUUUGAUUGCACAUUUGUUUGAGCCGCAUUAUCAGCAGGUAAAAAGCAUCCUGUUAUUAAGAAUCGAAGAGUGGCAGGAACCAUGUCCGCGGACUACUCGCACCUGAGCUCCGCCAUCCUGGAGCAGUGCUUCGGCAAGGUGGUGCAGGCGGUGUCCGACUGCCUCUUCUCGGCCACCACGCGGACUCUGGGACAGAUCACCAGUGCUACCAAGUUCUCGCGCAAGGAGGUGGCCCUCGCACUGGCGGUGCUCGUCAAGUACCGACUGGUGGACUUCGCCGCCUCCAAACAGAAUCCCUUCCUGGCCGAGUACGCCCUCCGACGCGAGGAUGUGCUCUGCCUCCUGCGCUAUCCACGCUACGUUCAUCUGGUGCAAACAAAGUACGGAAAUGUGGGUGCUUCCAUCGCCGAGGAGCUCAUCAACUCGGGAUCGGAUACUGCCAGCGGAAUUUUGAUCAAGUGCCUGGCAGAGGGCGAGAACAAGGCGGAAAGCCCGGAAUCAUAUCGCAAUACCUUCCUGCAAAUGAUAACCGAUCAUUACAUAAUUAAAAGACCAGAGCUGUUAGUGGGCGACGACCAGGAUGAAAGUGUGCCAAAAUUCGAGAGCAACGAAUGCGACUUUUUCAGGCAUCCCAACAUUGAUCUUCAGCUGCUAGCCAAAAUACGAAAGGGCGAUGCCACAUUGGAGGAGGCCAAGGACAACACAACGGUGUGGAACCUAAACUACGAUCGCUUUCAUCAGGACUUUCGGGACACCAUUAUGGUAGACGCCAUUGAGCGAAAACUGGGCGAAAAUGCUGCAGAAUGCUUUCGGUUUAUUCUGAAGAUAAUGUACAACACAACUGAUCCGUGGCAGAGAAAACUUUCCAACCAAAUCACUUUUGUGGAAAUAAAACAGGCAAUCGAAAGGAAAUCCAAUAACCUGGAUCUUAUGAAGUAUUUGGAUCAGUACAUAAGUUUGUUGACUGACGACUCACUGGGAUUUUUUCGGAGAGUUGGCGACAUGGGUGGCGGAGUGUACGUUGUGGAUAUGGAACAUGCCUUUGAGUCGCUUGCCUUUGCUUGUGUCGAGUCCGUAAUUACCGAACGCUUUGGCUCGAAGGCAGCCCGCAUAUUCCGAGUGAUUCGAUGCAAGAAGUACAUAGAACAGGAAGACCUACAGAAAGAGGCCAUGAUUCCCUCGAAAGAGGCAAAGUCUUUGGCCUACAAUUUGUUCCAGGAACAGUUUAUACAUGUGAAGAUUAUUAAGAAGCCUGGCGGAGGCAGCAAUGGUCCCGCAAAAGCAUUUUAUCUCUUCCAAGUCAAGGAAAAAGAUACGGUGAGAAUGUUGUUGGAUGCCAGCUACAAGUCCCUUUAUAACACCAUAGAGCGAUCAAACUUUGAGAAAAAUGAGCACAAGGGGCUCAUUGAAAAGUCCCAAAGGCUGGACAGCAUAGUUGAAACCAUGAAGGAACGCGGCGAGACUGACGAAUAUAUCGCAGAGAUUGUGGAAACCUUCACUCCACCCGAGUGUGAGAUCCUAAAUAAGGUAAAGAAUCGGAUAAAGACCUUGUCGAAGGCCGAACUGACUCUGGAUGAUACAAUCUUCCUUUUGCAAAUGUAUCAGCAUCAUUGCACAUCGCUGCCAACGGGCAUUCGCAAAUUUAAAUAAAAGGUACUUUUAGGGCAA